Molecule: messenger RNA, 1056 nt
Organism: Triplophysa dalaica
Lineage: Eukaryota; Metazoa; Chordata; Actinopteri; Cypriniformes; Nemacheilidae
Product: coiled-coil domain-containing protein 127-like
Exons: 3
Coding region: 49-606 (185 amino acids)
Source: RefSeq, a predicted model, not a curated record
AACACAUUGUCGGCGUUGAUUUUAACAGGAAGCAUUUCUUUAUUUGAAAUGAGUAACCCUGACAACGGGAAUAGACCACCGCAACAGGGCGAUGGUGGCAGCAUUUGGAAUAAUUAUUUCGGACUGCUUCCGUACCUGGGACUAGCUGCAUAUAGAUAUUUCUGGGUAAAGCACACUGAAAGGGAAAUCGAGAAGAUCAAGGAAAAGUAUGAAAUGGAUCUGGUGAAAAAGGACCAGACUCUAAACAUGAAAGAUCAAGAACAGACAGUAUUAGUGGCUUUGAAAAAGGUGGAGCACAAGCUUAAAGAAAGACAGUAUGUCUAUUGUAGUCCCUUUGCAUUUCGUAAGAGGAGGUUGGAGAUAGAGGAUGACCUGCAUCAAAUGUCCAAAAAUCCCAUUUUUGCUCGUCUGAAUAUGGCAUAUGAGCUCAACGAUAUUUUUAGGAAUGACCACCAUUGUGCCCCUGAACGUUUCAACAGAAAUGAUGAGUUGAAUGGGAAACUCAUGUGGGUUUACAUGAACCAGUGGGAGAAGAAGCUCAUGCCAGAAAAAGCUGAAGCUGAUGUUCUUGGCAAUAUUAAAACAUUUUUUAAAAUGAAUCCUUAGAAAAUCCCAAAUAAUUUCAUAAUAUUUCUGUUUAACAAUCAAAUUAUGUUUAUGGGUGGGCUGAAGCUUGAGUAAACAAAUAAAUGUAAGGUUUAGUUAUGUGUACAAUUCUUACCACAAAUUUUACAAAUAUUUAGCUAUAUUAAUAAUUUACAAUAAGACAACCCAUUUGUGGGCCUUAAUUAUUACAAAUAAUACAAACAUCUGGUGUUUAGUUGCAGUAUUUGCAAUCAAUAGAGGGAUGAUCACUAUAAGGGUCAAUCACAUUUUUACACAUGGGCUAUGUAUACAUCAUUGGGGUUUAGGGAGUUAUAACUUUUCAUGAAUACCUGAAAUAUUAUUGUAUCAUUUUUUUUGUUUAUUAUAAAUUUCGUUGAUUAUUAAUAUUAUGUUCUUAUUAUGUAUGAAUUGUUUGUCACUUGGGGAUGUCAUUAAAACAUAUUAAGCUGA